GGAGGGCGGAGGGAGGGUCUUGGAAAGCCUGCCAUUGGUGCGUUUACCAAAGGCAUCUGCCAGUGGGGCUUCAGUGGAAUGCGAAACCAAAUCAUUUUCAAGUUAAAGAUAGACACAGUGUACGCCUGGGUCUAGAAGCCGGUUUGUAAACGCCCAUCUCUCCCUAGAAUUUCAGAUAGUUCGGUUAUGAUCUCAGGGGUAAUUAGCCAUUUGGUUAAAGUCCGUUCUCUCCCUGAGUGUGCGAGCAAUCCCCCUGCGUUCUGGGUGAACUGGAAUUAAAAGGAUUUCAGAGAGGAUGCUGUGCCUGCUGCUCCGGGAUAAAUAGGAUUUACAAGACCCUGGAUGGAGCACUUGAGAAGCCUCUGAAUGCCACAAUCAACUGCCAUCUCGAAGAAAACAAAAUAAAUGGUUCUGGAAAGUUCAUGCUAUUUCUUCAUUGAAUUUUAGAAUGAUUGAAGAUAGUGGAAAAAGAGGAAAUACCAUGGCAGAAAGAAGACAGCUGUUUGCAGAGAUGAGGGCUCAAGAUCUGGAUCGCAUCCGACUCUCCACCUACAGAACAGCGUGCAAGCUGAGAUUUGUGCAGAAGAAAUGCAAUUUACACCUGGUGGACAUCUGGAACGUCAUAGAAGCCUUGCGGGAAAAUGCACUGAACAACCUGGACCCAAACAUAGAACUCAACGUGGCCCGCCUGGAGGCUGUGCUCUCAACCAUUUUUUACCAGCUCAACAAACGGAUGCCGACCACCCACCAGAUCCACGUGGAGCAGUCCAUCAGUCUGCUGCUGAACUUUCUGCUUGCAGCCUUUGACCCGGAAGGCCAUGGUAAAAUCUCAGUGUUUGCUGUCAAAAUGGCCUUGGCCACAUUGUGUGGAGGGAAGAUCAUGGACAAAUUAAGAUAUAUUUUCUCAAUGAUUUCUGACUCCAGCGGAGUGAUGGUUUAUGGACGAUAUGACCAGUUCCUUCGGGAAGUUCUCAAACUACCCACAGCAGUUUUUGAAGGUCCUUCAUUUGGUUACACAGAACAGUCAGCUAGAUCCUGUUUCUCCCAACAGAAAAAGGUCACGUUAAAUGGCUUCUUGGACACGCUCAUGUCAGACCCUCCUCCACAGUGUCUGGUUUGGCUGCCUCUUCUGCAUCGACUGGCAAAUGUAGAAAAUGUCUUCCAUCCGGUUGAGUGUUCCUACUGCCACAGCGAGAGCAUGAUGGGAUUUCGCUACCGAUGCCAACAGUGUCACAACUACCAGCUCUGCCAGGACUGUUUCUGGAGGGGCCAUGCAGGAGGUUCCCAUAGCAACCAGCACCAAAUGAAAGAGUAUACCUCAUGGAAAUCACCUGCUAAGAAGCUCACGAAUGCAUUAAGCAAGUCCCUGAGCUGUGCUUCUAGCCGUGAACCUUUGCACCCCAUGUUCCCAGAUCAGCCUGAGAAGCCACUCAAUCUGGCUCACAUUGUUGACACUUGGCCUCCCAGACCUGUCACCAGCAUGAAUGACACACUCUUCUCCCACUCUGUUCCCUCCUCAGGAAGUCCUUUCAUAACCAGGAGCUCUCCUCCCAAGGACAGUGACGUAGAACAGAGCAAAAUGCUGGCUAGGGCUGCUCCGGCUUUUCUACAGGGCAAAGGGAUACAGUACAGCCUGAAUGUGGCAAACAGGCUGGCUGACGAACACGUUCUCAUUGGGUUGUACGUCAACAUGCUCCGGAACAACCCAUCAUGUUUGCUUGAGAGUUCAAACCGGCUUGACGAAGAACACAGGCUGAUCGCCAGGUAUGCGGCACGGCUGGCUGCAGAAUCCUCCGCAUCCCAGCCAACUCAGCAGAGGAAUGCUCCCGACAUCUCCUUCACCAUCGAUGCAAACAAACAACAAAGGCAGCUGAUCGCAGAGCUGGAAAACAAGAACAGAGAAAUCUUACAGGAGAUCCAGAGGCUGCGGUUAGAGCAUGAGCAAGCUUCUCAGCCCACCCCCGAGAAGGCUCAGCAGAACCCCACCCUGCUGGCAGAACUCCGGCUCCUCAGGCAGCGCAAGGAUGAGCUGGAACAGAGGAUGUCGGCUCUCCAGGAGAGCCGGAGAGAGCUGAUGGUCCAGCUGGAAGGCCUCAUGAAGCUCCUAAAGACCCAGGGGGCAGGCUCUCCCCGCUCCUCCCCCAGCCACACCAUCAGCAGGCCCAUCCCCAUGCCCAUCCGAUCAGCGUCUGCCUGCUCCACACCAACGCACACCCCUCAGGACUCCCUCACUGGGGUUGGGGGAGAUGUUCAAGAGGCAUUUGCACAAAGUUCAAGAAGAAAUUUAAGGAAUGACUUGCUAGUAGCUGCAGAUUCCAUCACUAACACCAUGUCCUCGCUGGUGAAAGAGCUGAAUUCAGAGGUGGCGAGCGAAACCGAAAGUAACGUGGAUUCUGAAUUUUCGAGGACUCAGUUUGAGGAUCUGGUUCCAUCACCAACUUCUGAAAAGGCUUUUCUAGCACAAAUCCACGCCCGAAAACCCGGGUACAUUCACGGUGCAGCAACUACAAGCACCACGCACAGCGACGCAGUUACAGAAGAUGGGGACCCCUAUGUCCAGCCUGAGGAUGAACCCUAUGAGAACGACUCUGUCCGCCAGCUGGAGAAUGAGUUGAAGAUGGAGGAGUACCUGAAGCAGAAGCUGCAGGACGAGGCCUACCAGGUCAGCUUGCAAGGUUGAAUGCAAUGUCCUUGUGUUACUCUCCUCUGAAGCAAGCUAUAGUCAGACAGACGGUGACAGUACCAUGAGAGCCGGUGAUGGAGAGACCCAUACAGAGGAGGAGACAGCAGCCUGGCAGGACCUCGCCGAGCGCGGAGCCACCACAUCCACAGCUCCCGACAACCCCCACCCCUAAAGACGUGUUCUGAUACCUGUAGUGCAGCUAACUUUUUGUUCUAAGAUUUGUAGUUCAUAGGUGUGUGUUUUAGAAGGGGGGCAGAGGGGCACAAGACUUCUGUUCCAAGCUAAUUUAUCAACUCCGUCUUCUGUAACAUGGCUCCUCCCUGGUUCAAAACAAACAUACACGGGUUGAAAACCUGCUGCUGUACACAUGACAGUAUUAACAAGCAUCUUCAACCUUUGCACAUGAUAUUGAACCUGUUCAGUUUACAGUGACACUACUAAUACUGUUUGUAGCUGCAAGUUUGAUUUCUGGAUUCUUUGAGAUUUUAGCAAAAACAGUUUAUUAUACACUUUACAUUUUUUUUCCACAACAAUAGGAAAAAAACAACCACUUACAAUAGGAUUUGGUUCCUGGGUGUAUAGACUCAGAGCCCAGAAGCCAGGAAGGGUCAUUGGCCUGCCCCUGACUCCAAGUCCCCAUGACUUGAACCAAACACCAGGAAUAAUCUAUUCUUGCAGACUUCUUUCCAACUUUAGGUUGUUUUCUUUCAAGACACUCUUAACGAGUCAGCCAUAGACUUUACUGUAAAUACUUUUUCCAAAUAUCAUAUUCAAAAACAGAGAAAGACAGCAUUCAAAUGAUAUAGAAUCUAGUUUUUAAAAUCAGCACAGAUCUUCUUAACAACUGUGAACUAUGUUUUGAAAUACUCGUUACUAAAGCUGUUUAUAAACCACAGGUGCCAUAAGACCCCCAAAUGGACUCCAGUUAUCUGCGCUCUUCCACGGUCCUGCCCCUCACGUUGAACCCUUAGAAAGCAUGUCUUACACGGCACUCUCCACUGACAAGUUCCUUCAUCGGGUUGUCCCGAGGCCUUCAGCUUUAAAUGUACAGGCUUAAAGUGCGCUUGCAAACGCUUGCUCCCCUUUUCUUUCUGAAUGUUGAUUGCCUUAGCUGGCCACCUGUCUUUCUCUGCAUGCAACCUUGUGUGGUCAUGUGAAAGGAGACAGGCUCCGCCACGUGCUGUUGGGAUUUCACACUCAGUAUGAAGCUGAAGUGUGAAAGAAUGGUCAAAGACAAGAGAAUAAUGGUCAGUGGGUGGUCCUUCAUGAGGCCCCUCAAUAGAGAGACCUGGAAAGUUCUUUCCCCUUAACGAUUCUGGGGAAAAUAAAAAGUAAUCAUUUGUUUCAAGAUCUGAUACGGAAGGAAAAGAAAAAGCCAGGAGCAUGUUGGUUAUAUUAAACUAGCAAUCUCUCUGGAAUUCCUUCUUUAUUUCCUUUAAAAGAAAGACGAGAACCCACUGCAGAACAGGAGUCCUCAGAAUGUGUCCCUCAGGCCACUAUCAGCACCACCUAGAAAAGUCUUAGAAUGCAGAUUCCGAGAAUAUAACUCAAGCCCACUGAGUCAGAUGCUCUGGGCUCUGGGCCUAUCAAUCCAUCUCCUAAUCAGCCUUGCUGGCAAUUCUGAUGCAUGCUACAAGUUGAAAAUUAUUGUUCUAUAGUAAAGUCACAUAGUGAAAUCUCUGAAAAAGGCCUUAUCCAGGCUGGGGCAAAGUACUUGCCUAGAAUGCAGGAAGGCAUGAGUGCAUAUUCAACAGCUGUCUAAGCCGGGCAUGGUGACACAUGCCUGUGAUCCCAGCACUCAGGAGAUAGAGGCAGGAAGAUCAGUUCAAGAUCAUCCUCAGUUGCAUAGCAAGUUCAAGGCCAGCCUUGGAUACAGGAGACCCUGUCUUGAAGGGAAUAAAGGAGACUCAUUCGUAAUAAGUAAGAAAGGUUCUGAGUCGACCUCAACACUUCAGUGAUUUAAUUUUACUUACCAGACUGGCAAAAUCUUACUCCUACCCACAUACCUGGUCUAUAGCUGGUGGGCAGUGGCUGAGAACCCACUUCCUGACCUCUGUGUCUGCAGAGGCCUAUCAGGGACUCCCUCCUCUGCGUUUGGUCAGAAACCAUCUCCUUGGCUGCCCUUUAGAACAAAAUGACUAGGCUUGGGGAUAGCAGAAUGCUUGGUUGGCAUCAGGAGAGGACCCCAUGCUGUUCCUGGGCAUCCUUCUCUCCAGAGAAUCCGCCUCAUACAUGUCCCUGAGCAUAGGCUAGCACCAAAGUCGCACAAGGGCACAGUUCUCUGAUCUCUUUGCACAGGUAGAUUCUGUUGCGGGUGUUGUUGGUGUGUCUUAAUGCUCAUCUCUCUUCCCCUGCCCCAUCGUCUGUGAAGCCACACCUCUCUAGAUGGUGCAGGUGGCCACUGGUGCCUCAUACUCAGUACUGAAAACCACUACAUCCCAGCUACCUACAUUACUGUCAGCUCGAAAUCAGAGCCAGGUAGUACUUAAACUCAGAACUCAGACCCUGCAAGUGGCCCCCAGCCACUGACUGGACUGAGCUGACCUAUGUUGUCUCUUUGUGUUUCUACAUCAAAACGUGUGUCUAAAGUUGGAACUGUUCUACUGAAAACCUUCCCCCUGGUCAUCGCUUCCAUUACCAACCAGCUCCAUCAGAGUGUCGACUGUAUCAUACAAAGCCAUUGCAAGGACUCUGGAAACUGCCGCCAAUGACCUAUUUCUCACUAACCAGCCGCCUUUUCUUUCUCUCAGCUCCACGUCAGCACUGAGACCAGACUCAAGCACCCCUGUCCUGUAACCGAGACAAAAUGGCGUGUGUUGUUUUGGGGUUUUGUGAUCAUUGGUGGAUUUCUUUCCUUGGCUCUCCAAAUUUACUUUUGGGGUCUGUUCUAAGUGAAAACCCAGCAGGUUUCAUCUGUCUUGUCCAUUAGCUACAACUGUAUCUCACAGAAACUGUUUCUUUCUUGUCCCACAAUGAAUU
Nannospalax galili (Upper Galilee mountains blind mole rat) is the source of this 5662-nucleotide messenger RNA. It is a transcript of the gene Dtna, whose product is annotated as dystrobrevin alpha. Bases 449 to 2680 code for a protein of 743 amino acids. The record is from RefSeq and is a predicted model, not a curated record. Gene Ontology annotation, cellular component: synapse; plasma membrane. Gene Ontology annotation, molecular function: zinc ion binding. The transcript has 24 exons. NCBI's taxonomy places the organism in Eukaryota, Metazoa, Chordata, Mammalia, Rodentia, Spalacidae. Gene Ontology annotation, biological process: synaptic signaling.